UACAAUUCUUCAGUUAGCUGUGAAAUUUAAUUCGGUAAACAUGGAAAUAAAAGUGCUAAUUGUGCUGCUUGCUACUUUUGGCACAACAUUAUCGCAAUCAAUUAGCUGUGAUUAUAGUAUUUUAGAACUUGAGCAUACUCAGCAUUAUGUUUGCAAUUUAAGGAUCGAUAAUCCAAAUGGAUUAAAUAAUUUCACUCAAGUUGGUGGACUUCAUUUCCCAGGAUUAAAUAAUGUCUUUGUGACAGCAAUUGUCAGAGUGCAUGGAUCGGAAACUAGAAAUAUUCCGGAAGUGCUGUGCGAGCAAUUUCCUCAUGUGACUUACAUGGACUUGUCAGUUAUUGGAAUUGAAACUAUCGAUGAAAAUGCAUUCAGACGAUGCAGAAAUUUAAAUUGGGUUUCACUUUACAGCAACAGAAUUUCACGAAUGCCUGAAAGUACAUUCAGCUUGAAUAGACAUUUAGAAUAUAUUGAUCUUCAAUUUAAUCAGUUAACAGCUAUUCCUGAAAAUCUUUUUGCAAAUCAUUUGGCUCUUGAGCUUUUAAAUUUAGGAUUUAAUCCAUUGACUCAGCCAAUUCCAGCAAAUGCUUUCCGUAAUUUAUUCAACUUAAGACAAUUGCACUUAGAGAGAACCAAUUUACGAGAAAUCAAUCCAGCUUGGUUCCAGAACAUGAUUAAUCUUGAAUCCUUGCUCUUGUACAGCAACCAGCUUACUUCAAUUCCAUCAAGAGCUUUUGCUUCUUUAUCUCAACUUUUGUUACUUGAUUUGGGAUCAAAUCAGAUCUCUAACGUAGCUGCUGACGGUCUUGAUAACUUGGACCAUUUAGUAGUUUUAAGUUUUGAAGCUAACAGGCUGACAACUCUAAAUCAUCAAUGGUUCCAAGACAAAACACAUUUGGAAAUUCUUUUUUUGGAUUACAACUCAAUUGAGCUCCUUCCACCAGGCAUUUUUGCUCCAUUAAGGUCACUUGUGGAUCUUAAUAUGUUGAGAAAUAACAUAAGGACAGUAAAUCGUAAUGCUUUUGGAUCUUUGGAACGCAUUUGGUAUAUUGAUUUCGAUCACAACAAUAUCAAUGCUUUUGAUGAAAGAUUGUUGACAGAACCUACAAGAUUAUACUAUUUGCAAUUGACUGACAAUGUCUGUGCUAGUGCAACAUUUGCAAACUUUACAAAUAUCCGACCAGACGUCAUUAGCGCUCUUGAGAGAUGUACGAAUAAUUUUAGAUUUGUUAUCGAAUCAACAACUCAGCCAGGCAGCAACUAUAACUUCUUCAAUGGAAUAACACCCGGCAUGCAAUUCAUGGUUUCUUCAGACUCUGAUGUAAGGAUUGCAUUGACAUCGUUUGACAUUGUUUGGAAUCCAAUUAUCGAGGUUGUUAUAAGCAACGGUGUAUCAAGAAUUAUUAUGAAUCAAGAAACAGAAGUCGCUGCUGUACCGACGAGUUUUAUGCUGAUACCAGGUCAAUGGAGCAGAUUUAGAGUUACAUGGAUGAGAAAUGUAGUUAUGGUGUUUGAGGGAGAUGACGACUUUCCAUUUAUGGCUUAUACUAUGCAGUUCUUGUUCCCUGUUCAUUUCUAUGGAUUGAGAUCGGAUUGUGACUAUGAAUUGAGGGGUGAAAAUUAUGUGUGCUACCUGCAUGUGGAUAAUCCAAAUGGAUUUGAUAAUUUUACAAGAAUUGAAGGAAAUCAUCUACCAGGAUUUACUGACAAUUCAGUCACAGCAAUUAUUAAAAUUAUUCUUAACUCAACAACUAGAAAUGUUCCUCAAAUAUUGUGUUCACAGUUUCCAAACACAAAUAUUAUAGACUUGACAAGUCUCAACAUAAAAGAAGUUGGUGAAAAUUCAUUCAGAGGAUGUAGAAGCUUAAAUUGGCUGAGACUUUAUGGAAAUUCAAUUUCUGAACUUCCUGAGAAUUUACUAAGUCUUAACAAUAGAUUAGAUUAUUUGGAUAUAGAACGUAAUUCUUUGGAGACAUUGCCUGAAAAUUUCCUAGAAAAUCAAUUAGAAAUUGAUAUAAUUCACACGGGAUUAAAUCCUUUAAAAAACCUUCCAGCAGGUCUUUUUAGAAAUUUGAGGAGACUUCGAAUACUUUACUUAAGAAAAGCAAAUUUGACAGCCUUAAAUCCAGCAUGGUUUGAAAAUUUAAUAAACCUUCAAAACCUCGAUUUGAGUAAAAAUCCAAUCGACCAAACCAUUCCAUCCAAUAUUUUCCAAAAUCUGCAUCGACUUGAAAGACUAAACAUUGAUACUUGUGGAAUUCCAACAUUUAAUCCAUUAUGGUUCCAAAAUCUGACAAAUCUUCGUUAUUUGUCUAUGUGGAGCAAUCAAUUGUCAACAAUUCCGUCAAACUCCUUUAUGAACUCACCUGGACUUAUUAAUAUUGACUUUGGAAACAAUAGAAUCAGAGAAAUAUCACCAAAUGCUUUUGCGAAUCUUGCAAAUCUCCAGACAUUAGGUCUUGAGUCUAAUCGACUGACUAGACUUCAUCCACGAUGGUUUGAUGAUAAACCAGUAUUAGAUUCAAUCUACUUCGACUAUAAUAAUCUCACAUCAGUUCCAGUUGGUGUCUUCUCACAGCUAUCAUCCCUUACAAGACUAGGCUUGUGGGGCAACAGGAUAAGGACCAUAAACCGAAAUUCAUUUGGAUCAUUGGAUAGAUUGACGUUUUUAGACUUGGAUGACAAUUUGAUAAAUUCUGUGGAUAAAUGGUUAUUGCAAGAAACUAGAAGUUUGAUGUAUUUUUAUUUUGAUGAUAAUGUCUGUGCCAGUGGAUGGUUCCUGAAUUUUGCAAAUAAUCGUGAAAUAUUUUUGAGAGAGUUUGAGGGAUGCAUGAGGAAUUUUGAGUUUGUGUCUGAAAGAAGCACAGAAGCUGGUAGCAAUUAUAACUUUAUUCGUGGGCUUAACCCUGGAAUGCAUGUCGAAGUUAAUUCAGAUGAGGAAGUGACGAUUUCAUUGACCUCAUUUGAUAUUGCCUGGAAUCCAAUGGUUGAAAUUGCGAUUAGUAAUCAGACAGUAAGGAUUAUUCGUAGUCAAGUCACACAAGCUGCUAUUGUUCCAAGUGAAGGAGUUUUCAGACCUGGUGCUUGGAAUAGCUACAGAAUUAUUUGGGCUAGAAAUAUUGUCUUGGUGUUCGAGAAUGAGGAUGAGUUCCCGUUCAUAGCUUACACGAUGGAAGAUCGAUUUGUAGUUAAUUUUAUAGGAUUAAGAUCACAACGAAGUCGAGCAUCAUGGGCUGUUGAACCAAUCCAGAUACCACAAAGAAAUUGAGACUUUAUACAAAGCUUCCAAACAUUUUCUUUAUCGAAUAAAGUAAAAUUAUAGCCGGA
Chironomus riparius is the source of this 3324-nucleotide messenger RNA. NCBI's taxonomy places the organism in Eukaryota, Metazoa, Arthropoda, Insecta, Diptera, Chironomidae. The record is from the annotation of a GenBank genome assembly.